Messenger RNA from Aegilops tauschii subsp. strangulata, 513 nucleotides. Its product is annotated as adoMet-dependent rRNA methyltransferase spb1-like. The record is from RefSeq and is a predicted model, not a curated record. Gene Ontology annotation, molecular function: rRNA (uridine-2'-O-ribose)-methyltransferase activity; rRNA (guanine) methyltransferase activity. Lineage: Eukaryota; Viridiplantae; Streptophyta; Magnoliopsida; Poales; Poaceae. Gene Ontology annotation, cellular component: preribosome, large subunit precursor; nucleolus. Gene Ontology annotation, biological process: maturation of LSU-rRNA from tricistronic rRNA transcript (SSU-rRNA, 5.8S rRNA, LSU-rRNA); maturation of 5.8S rRNA from tricistronic rRNA transcript (SSU-rRNA, 5.8S rRNA, LSU-rRNA); rRNA methylation.
AUGACGAACGCGUCGCACCUUCUUGAACAUGCCGAAACCGAGCACUGCCGCGCCGACCCCAUCGACGACAAGGGGAAGCAGCCGCAGGACGAGUACUACUACCUCGCCCCAAGGAGAUACCGGAGUCGCGCGGCUUUCAAGCUGCAGCAGCUCGACGACUGCUUCCUGUUCCUCCCGGCGGCACACGCCGUGCUCGACCUCUGCGUGGCGCCGGGCGGCUGGGUCCAGCGCCCCCGUCGGCGCCUUCAUCUUCAGCGUCGACGUCGUGCUCAUCCGCCCUGUCCGCGGCGCGCACUCGCUCACGGAGGACAUCACCACCAGUCCACCACCAAGUGCCGAUCCGCUGCGGAAGCUCAUGGACUCCACGGGCGUCGCGCCUUCCACGUCGUUGCCCACGACGGCUCGCCCAACUUCAGCGGCGCGUCGGCACUGGAGGCCACCACGCAGUCCGCGCUUGUCAUCGACGCCGUUCGCUUGGCCACCGCGUUCCUCGCCCCCAAGGGAACUGAGUAG